Molecule: messenger RNA, 330 nt
Organism: Talaromyces rugulosus
Lineage: Eukaryota; Fungi; Ascomycota; Eurotiomycetes; Eurotiales; Trichocomaceae
Exons: 1
Coding region: 1-330 (109 amino acids)
Source: RefSeq, a predicted model, not a curated record
AUGCAUGCCCCCAAUGCCCUCAUUGCUACACUAGCCGUCAUGGUUGGCGUCACCUAUGCCUCUACCGCCAAGACUACGUUUGGCUUUACCGAGGGAAACCCUGGGUGCGUUGUCUCCGUGACAUCCGAAUGCAACCUGGGCUGCAGUUCUAUCGUAAUUCUCGAUGAGGAGAAGGGCUGUCACGAACUCACCGAGUCCAUCACCCGUCCUGCUUGCACUGGCAAAGUCACGAUAGACUCUACUGCUACUCCAGUCGUUGCCCGGUUUGUUGAGGACGAAUGCUCGGCCGAGUGCAUUAUCGAUGACGACACAUGCACCACCCCUGCUUAA